Messenger RNA from Rotaria sordida, 981 nucleotides. Lineage: Eukaryota; Metazoa; Rotifera; Eurotatoria; Philodinida; Philodinidae. The record is from the annotation of a GenBank genome assembly.
AUGUCACAAUAUAUUAUUUCAACUGCUAAUUUAAUAUCCCAUCGCGUAACAACUUAUUUAGGAAUACCUAUCUUUAUCUUUGGUGUAAUAGGUGAAUUUCUCAAUAUCAUUGUUUUCCUUAGUUUAAAAACAUUUCGACAAAAUUCAUGUGCAUUUUAUUUAACUAUUAUGGCAAUGGUUAGUAUUGGAUAUUUAUUUACAGAUUUACUUACAUUUAUAAUGAUGUAUGGAUAUAAUAUUUAUUGGACAAAACAAUCAAGAUUUUAUUGUGUAGUUAGAGAAGGCUUUGCUCAUACUUUCAUGUUAAUUGCUCUUGCAUGUUUAUGUCUGGCAAUAAUUGAUCAAUUUUUAGCAACUUGUUCAUCUCCACGUUGGCAACAAUUGUGCAAUAUUAAUUUAGCCCGUCGUUUAUGUUUAACAUUUAUUGUAUUAUGGUUUCUUUAUGGAAUUUUAUUUUUUAUUUCUUAUGAUUUGGUCACUGAUAUUUCAACUGGUAAUUCAAAUUGUAAAGUUAUAAAUGAAGCUGUUAAGCAAUAUCUUAAAAUUUGGCAUGUUCUUAUAUUUUUGGGUGUAUUACCACUUUCUAUUACAAUUAUAUUUGGAUAUUUAGCAUAUAGAAAUGUAAAAAAAUUAUCUUAUCGAACAUUACCUCUUGUUCGACGCAGAUUAGAUCAACAAUUAACAGUUAUGGUACUAACACAAGCUAUUUUUAGUGUUUUUACUAUUACACCAUAUACAGUUAUAAAUGCAAUAAUACUAGAUCCCUAUCUAACACAAGAUCCAAUUGCAAAGGCAAUAUUAUAUUCUGCUGGAAUAUUAUCGAUUAUUUUACUUUAUAGUUGCUUUGCAAGUCCAUUCUAUAUUUAUAUUUGUGCAUCAGAACGAUUUCGUCAUCAAUUAGUUUUUGUUCUUUACAAAAUGCAUCUUCAACGAUGGCGUCGUCGAAAUGUUGUUAUCGAUUUUGUUAUUUCACAACACUAA